UACGCAGCUGUUAGCAGAGCUCAGCGCAGCAGGAUCCAGUCACUAAAGGAAGAGCACUCGAUAAGGAGUUCUUUAUUACAAAGUGUGUCAAAAAUCAAGAUGCCCUUUGCCAGUGACAAACUUUAUGACGUUUAUUUGCGGCGGAAUAUGCCGACCAUUGUGAGCAGGGUGAAAGUCAGGGAAAUAAUGCCCCACCUUUCCUGCCUGACGUCUCAUGACAGGGAAAACAUAGAGGCGAAGCGGGAAACGUCUGGGAACUACGACGGCAUGGUGCUUCUUCUGGAUUGUCUAAAGAGAAGAGAAAACUGGCCGGAGCAGUUCAUCCAGGCUCUGGAGGCGUGUGAGCAUACAACCCUAGCAGCUGAGAUCAGAAAAGAAUACGAAUCUCUGCAAAGCAUUCAACAUCCCAGUGCUGACUCAGCUCCAAAGACUGUUGUCAGGGCUCAUGUCCACCCAGCACCAGCUGCCAGUAAACUCCCCAUUUCAGAGAGCAGUGGAACUGGUCAGGCUGCUGCUGCUCAGCCAGCAGAAACACUCCCACCUCCUGUCCACACUCCUGCACAGCAGCAGGUCCCCCAGGUGGCAGCUGUCCAGGCUUCACAGACUGUUUCCCCGCCAGAGCCCCCGCAGUCAGUCCUGCAGGAUGAAGUUCCACCUCUCCCCUCCACACCUCCUCCUUCCCCUGAGAUUCAGCACCCUCAAGUAUCUGAUGUCUGGCCGCUACUGGGGAGAAACGCUCCUCACCAAGAGCCAGAGGAAAACUCUGAAUCAGAUAUCCGGGAUGCUUCCGGCGAUGCUAGCUCAGUCCCACUGGAGACGAGUUUGGGAGAGGAAGAAGCCGUGGUCGGUGUUGUGACCUCCCCUCAGCAACCUUUAGUCCCACACAGUGAAACAGCGACAUUACUGGCUCCAGAUCCUCUGCAAACCGGCGUCACUACAAAUGACAAGCAGCUGCAGCAGCCAUCUUUAACACCAAUAAACUCUGACGAAUCGUCUCUUUUUACUCUGACACCAGAGAAACAUCCUGUCCAGGACACCACUCCACCAGUCCACCAGGUUCCUACAGCUGCCCUGCACCCUGAGGAGAGCCCAGAGCAGGCAGCUGAGCAGAGCGUUAAAAGCAAACUGCAGGCGGAUGCUGCAGUUGGUACCUCUCCCGAGCCGCGUGUGGAAAGGAGGAACAGAGUUAAUGAAGAUGAUGUCGAGAACACAAUGUGCCUGAGCAAACCCACCCAACUCCUCAGCGUCUACCCAGAAAAUACCCCCUCUCCUUCUGCUGAGGCAUCCAACGCCCUAGAGCAGCCUUACUCCGGCAACAGCGGGCGUCUAGAAAUAAGCGAGGCUGCAUCGGACGCUGCCUCCACUGCUGUCGGUGCUAACCUUGGGAAUGCAGUGUCAGUGCAGGAGAACGGGAUCGCUCCCGACCUCAGCCAACCAGAGGAGAAUCACUACGAGUCUCCCAAUCAGAGCUUUGAGGUGAGGGAGAACGUGGUCCAUCUGACAGAGAUGCCUUCAAUCCCUAACCUCGACGCUCCAGUUCAGCAACCUCAAAUCGUCAACGGAGAACCGGCUAAAGCAGGCUUUUCUUCAACGCCGACGUCCGCCAAGGCUGCAGAUGAUUCUGAGGCAAGUUUAAGGAGCCAUCACAGUGAGAGCUACACGCCAGCGGGUGCUGGUGCUUCUGACAGCGUUUCAGAGCAAAAAUCAGUACCAAAUCCCACUCCUGACCAUGCAAAUAGAAAUUACUUGAUUGGGGCUGCUGCAGGGGUUGCAGCCUUGGCUUUCUUUUUGAUGAAGCUUAAGAAUUGAGGGGUUGAAUAUUGUCAAAGACAGAGAAUAAACUGUAAGAAUACAGUCUGAUACUCAUCAGGGCUCAGUCCCUUCCUGUAAUCCCUGCACUAAGGGAGCAGGGGGGGAGCAGUUUAAUAAUUACCAAAUGAUAGCUGACAUGCCAGACCUUUGAUCAUGUCAUUAAUUUAUAUUGUGGUGUUUGUUGGUGAAAGACUUUGACUUUAGGUUAAA
Molecule: messenger RNA, 2022 nt
Organism: Cyprinodon tularosa
Lineage: Eukaryota; Metazoa; Chordata; Actinopteri; Cyprinodontiformes; Cyprinodontidae
Gene: mavs
Product: mitochondrial antiviral signaling protein
Exons: 5
Coding region: 100-1809 (569 amino acids)
Source: RefSeq, a predicted model, not a curated record